Molecule: messenger RNA, 9288 nt
Organism: Calidris pugnax (ruff)
Lineage: Eukaryota; Metazoa; Chordata; Aves; Charadriiformes; Scolopacidae
Gene: PATZ1
Product: POZ (BTB) and AT hook containing zinc finger 1
Exons: 7
Coding region: 1-2184 (727 amino acids)
Biological process (GO): regulation of immune system process; regulation of cytokine production; negative regulation of transcription by RNA polymerase II
Molecular function (GO): protein binding
Source: RefSeq, a predicted model, not a curated record
AUGGGAGCUCCCAGCAUGCUGAUCGGGCGUCCUCAUGGCAAGUGUGAGUGGGCCGCCGCCUGCGGCCCCUCGUCGGGCUGCUACACCUACCAGGUGAGCCGGCACAGCGCCGACAUGCUGCACAGCCUCAACCAGCAGCGCAAGAACGGCGGCCGCUUCUGCGACGUGCUCCUGCGGGUGGGCGACGAGAGCUUCCCGGCGCACCGGGCGGUGCUGGCCGCUUGCAGCGAGUACUUCGAGUCGGUGUUCAGCGCGCAGCUGGGCGACGGGGCAGGUGGCGGCGGCGGCGCGGAGGGGGGCGCGACGGAGGCGGCGGCGGCCGGCGGGGCUGCGGCGGCGGCCGGCGGGGCCCCCGGGGGCGGGCGGGAGCUGGAGAUGCACACCAUCAGCUCCAAGGUGUUCGGAGACAUCCUGGACUUCGCUUACACGUCGCGCAUCGUGGUGCGGCUGGAGAGCUUCCCGGAGCUCAUGACGGCCGCCAAGUUCCUGCUGAUGCGCUCCGUGAUUGACAUCUGCCAGGAGGUCAUCAAGCAGUCCAAUGUGCAGAUCCUCGUGCCCCCCACGCGCCCCGACAUUAUGCUCUUCCGUCCGGGGGCUGCGGACCUCGGCUUCCCUCUUGACAUGACCAACGGUGCCGCUUUGGCACCCAAUGGCAAUGGCAUUGCUGGUAUGCCCGAAGAUGAGGCCACGCGGGCUGCGCUCACUGCUGCGCAGUCCUCCCUACCUGUUCUGCAGGGCGUGGACCGCCUGCCCAUGGUGGCAGGACCUCUGUCCCCACCACUGCUGGCCUCACCCUUCCAGAAUGUUGCUGCUAGUGGCCCCACUUUAAGCACCAAGAGGGGCAGAGGGCGUCCCCGUAAAGCCAACCUCUUGGACUCCAUGAUGUUUGGUACCCCAGGGGGCCUGCGAGAGGCCGGUAUCCUGCCUUGCGGCCUCUGCGGGAAAGUGUUCACGGAUGCUAAUCGUCUUCGUCAACAUGAGGCUCAACAUGGGGUGACGAGCUUACAGCUGGGCUACAUAGACAUCCCACCCCCGAGACUGGGUGAAAAUGGUAUCCCUGGUCCGGAUGACCCCGAUGCACCCCGAAAAAGAAGCAGGACGAGGAAACAGGUGGCCUGUGAGAUCUGUGGCAAGAUUUUUCGGGACGUGUAUCACCUGAAUCGGCACAAGCUGUCACACUCUGGCGAGAAGCCUUACUCUUGUCCAGUGUGUGGCUUACGGUUCAAGCGGAAAGACAGGAUGUCCUAUCAUGUUCGAUCUCACGAUGGCUCUGUGGGAAAGCCCUACAUCUGCCAGAGCUGUGGAAAAGGCUUUUCCAGGCCAGACCACUUGAACGGACACAUCAAACAGGUGCAUACCUCAGAGAGACCUCACAAGUGUCAGCAGGAAAAUGGCAGCCACCAUGGAAUAAGCUCAGAGACAUCCACAUCCAUAGAAAAGUUGAAACUUCAAGAGACUUGUAAUGCUUCCUUUGCAACUCGUGACCGACUGCGCUCACACCUAGCGUGUCAUGAAGACAAAGUUCCGUGCCAGGUGUGCGGGAAGUACUUGCGAGCAGCGUAUAUGGCAGAUCAUUUGAAGAAACAUAGUGAAGGACCAAGUAAUUUCUGCACUAUCUGUAACCGAGGUUUCUCCUCUGCCUCCUACUUAAAGGUCCAUGUUAAAACCCACCACGGUGUUCCCCUUCCCCAGGUCUCCAGGCACCAGGAGUCCAUCCCGAAUGGGGGAGCAGCGUUCCACUGCGUCAGGACCUAUGGCAUCAAAGAAGGCCAGAAAUGUUCACAUUCGGACCCGAUUGAGAGUUCUGAUUCAUAUGGAGACCUCUCUGACACCAGUGACCUCAAGACUCCCGAGAAACAGAGCACCAAUGGGUCCUUCUCGUGUGACAUGGCAGUCAGCAAAAACAAAAUGGAGACGGAAGCGGAGAAGAAGUACCCUUGCCCCGAAUGUGGCAGCUUUUUCAGAUCAAAGUCUUAUCUGAACAAACACAUACAGAAAGUUCACGUCAGGGCCCUCGGUGGUCCAUUGGGGGACCUUGGUCCUGCUCUAGGAUCCCCCUUUUCACCCCAACAGAACAUGUCUCUCCUGGAGUCAUUUGGGUUUCAGAUCGUCCAGUCAGCAUUUGCAUCAUCCCUAGUGGAUCCAGAGGUCGACCAGCAACCAAUGGGGCCAGAGGGGAAAUGAGAUCAGAGUGAUCUUAACAAAGCAAAGCAGCAGUCUGGCUAUAAUGAUAAGAUGCUGUGAACGAAAGAGGAAAUAAUGAAAUUUGGUUCUAUAGCUGAGAAUUUUUUAUUCAUUUUAGCUUCCCUCUUUGUCUCGUGCCCUACCCCACCUUUAAACCCUCACUGGGGAGAAGGAGAAAAUGCUUCUUAGCUGAUAAAUUACAGAAGAUGGUGACCUUGAAUAGGAGACGUGACCUAAAACACCAAAUGGAGCUUUAGAGGCUGCUGCUGGUGUUUUGUCAUGGUCUUCUAGAAUAAAUCUUGAGUAUUAGAUGGUCCUAGUGACCAAGGCACCUGGGGAGCUACAGCUACAGGAAGCGAUGCUUUUUGUUCUCUCCCUAUUCCCCACCUUCCCUAACCUACCCCAGAAAAAACAGUAAGUUUUUAAAACAGACCCAUUAUUGUCCCAUUAUUGAAUAUAACAUUAAGUAAAAUGCCCCGGUACCUAGCAGGUUACGAUGCAGUUGUCCUUUUUUAAAACAGAAAAAUUUAAAGAAGGUGAGAGAAUUUGAACCCCUUCUGCAAUUUGUGAGGCUGUGAGUGCUGCAGCAGGACUGAACUGCUGAAAAAAAUUACCAUUCAGAACAGGUUGUUUUUAUUACUUUUAACCAUUAAACUUGCUGUCAGGUUUUUAAUUCUCUAUUAUUAUUAUUUUAGGACCUGUUGUAGUAAAUUGCUACUGAAAAGCCAGUCUAAGGCGAUACACAGAGCACUCUUAAAGCAGCAGUCACACUAGGGUUAGUAUUAAUUUUUUUUUUUUUAGAUGUACCAUAAUUAAUAACUUGGCUAGUUGAUUGUUUUAAGUCUAUGAAAGAAAUAGUUUUAUGAAAAAAGAAAAAAGGAAAAAAAAAAGGAAGAGAAAUACCAUUGCAGUCUGGUUGACUGGUGCUCAUUUUUCAUGUGGGGACGUAGGGUAUAAACACGAUCAGCUAUCGGGUUAACACUAUGUACCACUGACUUGUUUAGUGUGAAUAAACCCAGGGGUUCACAGAGUGAUUUUUGGUUUAAUUGGAUUGGACUCUAUUAAAGAAGUUAGUAUGUUACUUUGCAUCCCCUCGUUUUGUCUGGUUUUUGAGCAAUUUAGCCACCUGUCCGAAAGGUGUGCAAAUGAGAACCAGUAAAUAAGACACAAAUCCCUCUCUACACUCUACUUUAUUCUCAGUGACCUGGGCUUUUUGGCACAGUCGUGCUCUCCUAUCUGCCUGUAGUCAGGUUUGCAAAAGCCAGUCUUACUCCUUUCUUUUCCAAGGAGGAAGGGUUUCUACUGUAAGAGAAGGGAAUUGCAUAUCUCUGAAAAAGAACUGAUUACAAAAUGCAAAGAAGCUGGGCUCUAGGCUGUUGAAGGUUCCAUUUAAUCUGAAAAUACCACUUGUGCAGAAAUAAUGUCUUUUCUUUGCCCUCCCUUUGCUCCCAUGUAACUUGUCAUGGUCUUUAUGUACCAAAUCCAGGUAUAAAUGUUGUUUAACACAGGGUUAGGAGUUAGGAAUACUCUGAGUUAUAAUUAUGGUUCUGCUGUUGAUGCUCAAGGUCACAUAGGACAGCUCACUGAAUUUAUUCCUUAAUUUCCCAUCUGUGAGGAGUUUUCUCUACACCACAAUUGUUGUGAGGGUUAAUGAGCAAAGAUUUAUGCAGCGAUUUGGUAAACUAAGUUGCAAUGUGUACUGAAUGUUUCUAGAAACAUUCUAGAAACCCCUCUGAAAAGCCCAAGUCCCACACCAGACUUGCAUUCUAUUAAACAAUAGCUGUCUCCAUCGUUAAUGCAGUGCUGGAGCAGGACAGGCCACCUCAGACCAGGACCUAUAUCCUCUGCAGGAGAUAUGUCUGUAUUAAAUGUGAACACAGCCACAAACUGCUGUUGCGCCACGACCUGAGUUGCCCAGGUGCAACUAAUACAUUAACUGAAAUAAGCCAGAUUACUGUCUUGUUUUUAUGUUGGAAUUAUAGACCUUUUGUAGGUAUAUGAAUUUUGGAAUGACGUUUUAAAUUCUACAGAUUUAAACCCCCUAGCUUCUCUUGUAAGAAGCUACUUUUUUGUACUUGCUCUCGAGUAUUAUCAACCAAGGAUGAAUAAUCAAUGGCUUUCUCUUUAUAGCACCAGCACUUUCUAAAUUGAGAGCAUGUUGCAGUGGACUUGAUGUUUUGCUAUUAAUCUAUGUUGAGAGACUGAAGGACAUGUUCUUCUCCAUCCAUCUUCCCCCAGAAUCCCUGGAAUAGGUAUGAGUCUCAUUCAAAAGGGGGGAAAAUCCAAAAACCAAACCAAGUCGCCUUCAAACUAAAGCUUCGUGGAAUUGCUAUUGCUGUACUGGUAAGCUUAGUGACAAGUAGAAACAGGACAUUUCAGAAAGGUAACAAAACAUUUUCAAGUACCUUACAAAUCUAGACCAUGAUGAAACAAUCUUGUAAACUGCCAAGCAAGUCAAGAGCAGGCUUUCCAGUCAGCACAAGUCAUUGGGAUUAGUAAAUGGAGCUGCAGUCUCUCUGAUUUACUAAUAGCUCAUACUUAAGCCACCAGGAAAACUUCUGUUGAAUUGAGGCUGUAUUCUGAAAAAUAUAAGAAGUUUGUGUCCCCAGUGUUCCCAUGUGCACUCAAAGAGGGUGCACUAGUCAUAAGAUUCAACUCCAAAAGCCACAUCUAGAAUAUAAGAUAUUUUCAUCCUACAUUUAGCUCCACUGACUUAAGUAUUACUAGUGGGUUGAAUUUUGGCCGUGUGUAUCAGAAUUUAAUUCUGAAUGCUACAGAAUUUGACCUGAUGAAACGAAUGAAAAGCCUUGAACUAAAAAGGAGGCCUUCUAAAACACUAACUGCAUUUUGCUUGUCAAAGAAAACGCUUACUAAGUUGUCAUUAAUACAUUGAAUUAAAAGUACUUACUUCUCAGUCUACUGGGCAGGGAAACAAUUAGCCGGAAGUUAACAAUCCUGAAUUGGCAGUUCUAGAUCAUCCUAGUGCAGAGACUAGUGCCAGCGGUAGAUUAGGCAGAUCUUUAGCAGUGGUGUGUGUUUUCAGAGCUUUUUGCUGCUUUGGGAGGGUAUUGUUCCAUCCUGGAUGGUGAGUUAAUCUAUAUGCAAAUUCUUUAUAUUCUGUACUUUGGGAAAUGUCAGCUUCUCAUAGGACAGAUGGAUCCAAACAGAAAGCUCAGCCUCAUAAGUUCAGAAUUCAAAGGGGAAUACUUAAAACGCCCCAAGCUGCAACCUCACUUAACUUGUUUCUAUUACAAUUUUAAAUUGGUGUAUCAAUGUAUAGAUGAUAGUUCUCAUUUUGGGCCAGCCUUCCUUUUUUUGUCAUCUUCUUUGGCGGGAAUACAAUCCAACCUUUGAGUCGGUGCACUUCUCUGCCGAGAAGGGAAUUUCAGGUCAUACAAAUUUUGAUAAUCAGAAUUGUAGUAUUUCUUUGUAUUGUAGGAGUCCUUAAACAGCUCAGCUGAGACUCAGACCCUUGUGUACUGGGUAUGAUGAAAACAUCUUCAGCCAUUUCUAAUCUAAACACUAAAGAUAGACAAGAAAGGAAUUGAUGCUUAUAGGUGAACAUAAGGUGAAUAUAGGUGAAAUAAAGAUGAACGACUAAACACCGCUUGCUUGCAUGCCUAAGUGUUGUGUUGUAGGGGCACAGGCUUAUCAUUAGGCUUCUUUUGUUGCCUGAAGUAAUUUAUCUUUAGGUACUGUUAAUCCACAACAAAUGCAAGGUAAAGCAAUUUAAUGUGAAUUUAUUCCAUACUGAGUUCAGUUAAGUGACAUUACCUUGCAUUUGUCAUGUGCUAGAUGUGUACAGACAGACUUACUAGUGUGGCUCACCUUAGGCAUGGUAACGUGGUGCGUGUGAGCUCUCACUCUUAAGUGAUUUGCCCAUGAUGACGUGGGAAAUUGAUAGCAGAACCAGAAAUUGAACACAGAUUUUUCCUUCUCUCAAUCCAGUGCCUUAACUAUAAUAGGGCAAAGUAUUAUGUGCUGGGGGGGGGUGUGUGAUUGUUUAGUUUGUUUUUUUCAAGCCUAGAACUAUAAGAUGGUGUGGAGUUGGUCUUCCUACCGAUCUUUUGAAUAAUUGCAAAUGCCCAGUCACAAUUUUAGACCUGUUUGAGUGCCAGUGACUUAGGGAAUAUUUGUUAUUUCCCACGUAUUCCCUGAAAUUAUUGUUCCUCUCUCAACUGCUGUCAGCAGUAAGGAAUGACUUGAAUAGAAGAGCUGUGUAACUGAAUGUCUAUCUAACUCAACUAAUUGAAUUGAUAGUAUGAAAGCUAACCUAGAUUUUGUAGGCUCUGUUGUAACUUUAGUGUCUUGUUUUUUCACUAAAUCUUUGUUCCUAGAAAUCAAUAUCUGAACUUAUGUCUUGAGUCUGGAGUGGGGUACCACUUUCAGCUUUAAUUUUUUUUUAAGGUGCUUGCUUGAGGAAGUAGAUGCCAAAGUAAACGUCAAAGGAACUCCAGACUUCAGUGUUGGAAGAACGAAUGGAGAGCAAGAGCUCUCUUUGGGUUUCAUGAGAGAUAAAUGGACAAAGUAAAAAACAGCUACCAAAAUUUUAAGUAAUGAAACAGGAAUGGCUUUUCUUUGUCACCCACAAAAAUAACCAGAUAUUUUCAAAUUUUCAGCGUGGCAAAAACUCUGAGAGCAAGUGCCAAACAAAACCAUGGAAUAUGUUGGCUUCCUCAGCAUUAUGAAUAUACCUUAACAGCAUUAUGAACAUUUUAAUGUAAAUUAAGCCAGCUUUGUACCAUUCACCUUUUGCCUGGGCACAGUACCUGAGUUUUAAUUGAACAGAACAUAAGCUCACAGUGAAUCUCUGAGCUUAUGGCUUUUCAGUUCCACCCCGAGAGACAAAACAAAUGAGCAAAGAGGGAAUAAAAACAAUAAGAAAACUUAAAAGGGAAAACAGAUUCUGGAAGAUUCCCACGUCUCCUGAGAGAGUCCUGAUUUUUAUCCUGAACAUCUUUUUCAAAACAAGAUCCUUCAGCUAUUGCGAAUGAGCCUUUGGGAAUAGAUUUGGCUUUCAGCCCAAGCCGCUGCUCCGCGUCCCUGUGAGGAGGCAGUUUGUGUGUUGUGGGGCACUGAGCCUGGGACCCGGAGGAGGCAGCGCCUCUGAGCCCCAGCCCAAGGCCACCGUUAUUGUCGCAGAGUCAGCAGCAGCCACGUUGGCGUGAUGUCAUGUCUUCCUGCCUGCUCCCGUGACACAUUCACCCCCUCCCCGUUCCUGUGCCAGUGUGGGACCUGCCCAGACGUGUACAGCUCUGCCAGUAACUGUGUUAGCUGUAAGACAAACCUGAGAACUAUUUGGCUAAAAAGAGGAAAAAAAAACAAACCCAAACCAACAACAUAAAAACCCAACAACUUGAAAAAUUAUGUGGCAUAACUGGAAAGUGGUGUGGAACAGGAGCAGGAACCCUGGCUGUUCAGGGUUGUGGUGAUGGCUGGAAUGGUUAAAGCACAUUAGUGAAAAACCACAGUUGUUUGCUCUGUGGUAGCAGAUAAUGACUGGCUGUUGGUAAAGAAUUAACACCUCGUGUCAUCUCUGGCCUCGUCCUGUGUUUUGUUCCCAUCUAUAAAAUGAGAUGAUAACCCUUGGGUAAGAACGUUUCAAGAUUUGACUGACGUGCCAAAUUGUGCUGCACGGUUGUGCUGCUGAACUCUGCUACAAACCGUUGGCCUCGCUGACUUCAGGCGUGAUGCAAAGUUAAACAAACAUUUGGCCACAUUUUUCCUGAAAGGUGAAAUAUUUAAAUUACUUUAAAAGACUGCCUGGCACUAUUGAUCUGCUCUCAGGGUUUAUGUGAAUGGAGCUUUUCUUGGGCAGCCUCUCUACUUGUACUGCAGUUUUGGAGACCUGGAAGUGCUCUGAGCUGAGAUGUGCUGAAGGAAGGAGGUAAACUGGUGUCUCAGUGAUGUUCCAGUGCCUCCUUCACAGCUCCUGGGUGCCAUGUGGACCAUGGGGUCACUUCAUACAGCCACUGGCAGCCAUAAAAGCUCUUGAGCUUCUUGCAGUCACAUAGUGAGCUUGGGUAAGUGUUUUUAUAAUAAAUCAGUCUCAUGCUUGCUAAGAGGUUUUUGGCUGCUGUGUCUACAAACUGGUGCCUUCUCCAGGCAAUUUUUACAUGCCCUCUGCAAAGUUGUCAGACCGACUGCUGGCUCUUAAAUAAUCAACCAAGCCUUGCUCUUGGGCUCAGAAUUUCUCUUCAGUACUGUUGUAAUCUGAAAGUUUGCUGCAACUAGUGCAAAUACACAGUGUAAGAGAGAAAAUAAAAGGCUAUUCUCAGACAUCCUGUAGAGUGAACAACUGAAACAUGAGCGUGGGAUGAGCCAGGAAAACUGGCAUUUUUCCCUGGCUGCACGCCGUAUGGAAGAGACAGUGCCUUGGAAGGGAAGGAGCAGAAAAGUUUGCCAUUGGCUCUGAUGAAUCCCAAUCCUGCUUCUACUGAAGUUGUUGGGAAUCCUCCCGUCGUCUUCAGUGUGAGCAAGAAAGGAUCUUAGGUGAGGAUGGAUGACUCUUUCCCUACUUGAAUGAAGUCUCUUGCCUAUUUACGGGCCUGCUUCUAUUGAAACCGAGCCUGUUUUAGCCUUUUUGGGUUCUUAGGGACCUGUUUGUAUAAAGCAACUUACCUACCUAUCUUUUUUUUUUUUUUUUUAUUGUGUGUAUUUUUUGUAUGUUCUGUUGGAAGGUGAAGCCUCUGUAGAAGGGGAUACAAAAACUGAUUUUUAAAUAGUAAUAAACCAAAAGAGAAUUAAACUCUGCAGGCUGCAUGCAUUCAUUUCCUGGAGACGGAGAGUAGAGACCAUGAGUGCACAGAGAGACAGCCUGUAUUUCUCGUAUCUCGAAAUCUUGCUCUUUUCAGAGACAAUUCCUGUCUUUGCCCAUCUCCACAGUUCUAUCUGAAAACCCGUAGCGUCACGGGCAGGUCACAACAUUGUGCAUCGAGAUGGUCUUAUCUUGACUAGAAAAUCCCUUCUCUGGGGCUGCACGAUGAGAUUUCCUACAAUAUUUUAGCAUAAGUGGAUGAAGUAACGAGUAUCUGUGUGAAGUUUGGUGUUGUCCUCAUUGAAUGCCUGGAAGGCGGUGAAAAUAAAAAUGAGACAGGAUAUAUA